Sitophilus oryzae (rice weevil) is the source of this 1611-nucleotide messenger RNA. Its product is annotated as solute carrier family 25 member 46-like. The coding region runs from base 274 to 1473 and encodes 399 amino acids. Lineage: Eukaryota; Metazoa; Arthropoda; Insecta; Coleoptera; Curculionidae. Gene Ontology annotation, cellular component: mitochondrial outer membrane. The record is from RefSeq and is a predicted model, not a curated record. The transcript is spliced from 6 exons. Gene Ontology annotation, biological process: mitochondrial membrane fission; mitochondrial fission.
GUUUGUCACUCCAGCUGUGUGUCCAGCUGUGUAAAUGACAUUUUCUAUAUAAAUUUUUAAUAUCAAUUUGUAUGCAGCCGGUGAUAUUUAAAUUUAAUAAUCAGAAAAGCAGUGAUUUGUUAUGAUUUCUUGAACAAAACUUUUAAUUUUUAUAGUUAUUUUCACACAUGCUACUUAGUUAUUAACAGUAUAUGUCAAGUAGAUAGCAAGAAAUGCAUGUCUAGGUAGGAAUUUUAAUUCAACAAUGUUAUAAAUAUUACAUAAAUAAAAAGAAUGGAUCCACGAGACAACCCUGCUCCCUAUAUGGGUGUACACUUGCAUGACCCUUAUAAAUACCCAGAUAUAACAAGCCAAGAGGAUUAUUACUCAAACAGAGAUCUUUUAGUUCAGUAUGCAAAUCAGAAGAGUCCUAAGCGUUACCAAAGCUACGAAGAUGUGACUGUAAAACGUUAUAUUGGUUCUGGUGUCGCUUUUGUUAGUUUAAUAACAGAAAAUUUAUUAAGUCAUCCAUUUUUAAUACUGCGUAGACAAUGCCAGGUCAAUCAUUCUUCAAUUCGCUAUCACUUGUUACCUUUUACGUUAGUACCAACAGUAUGUCAUUUACAUCAACAUCAAGGACUGACAACGUUAUGGAAAGGUUUAGGAUCAGCUCUUCUUGUAAGAGGCAUGACAUUAGGUAUAGAAGAUUUAAUUUCAAAGCUUACCCCAUGGCCAAAAGAAAUAGGUUGGCACAGUAGCUUAAAGCAGUUUUGUCAACAUACUAUGUUAAAAUGUGCAAGCCUAGCUUUAGUAACACCUUUUUAUUCGGCAUCAUUUGUUGAGACUGUCCAAAGUGAAAUUGCUAGUGAAAGACCUGGCAUUUUGGAUGUUUUUAGAGAAGGUUUUAUAAGGCUGCUAAACUGGGGAGCUCCAGCAAAGGGCCGGAUGUUACCUAUUUGGGCCCUUAUUGUUCCAACUGUGGCCCUAGGAAUAACAAGAUAUUUAUUUUCCAUGAUGAUUAGAGGGGCUGCAGCUAGGAUAUUGCAGUGCACUAGCUCAAAAGAUGUCAAUAAUCAAGCAGCCCAGGAAAUUAACUUAACGGCAUCUGUGACUGCUACCAUAGCCAGUGAUAUUGUUUUCUAUCCUUGUGAGACAAUUGUGCAUCGCUUAUAUUUACAAGGUACACGUACUAUUAUAGAUAAUCUAGAUAAUGGAAGUUCAGUAAUUGCAAUUCUAACAAGCUAUAGAGGUGUUAUGGAUUGUUACGACAGCUGUAUCUCACAAGAGGGUACAGCAGGUCUAUAUAAAGGGUUUGGUGCUCUUAUUCUCCAAUAUGCUGCCCACAUAGCUUUGAUAAAAGUGUCCCGUUUUCUUUUAUCCGAAAUUGGAUCUUUAUUGGAGAAACCAAAACCAAGAAUACCUCUACCUACAGAUAAUUCACCUCCAGCUGUAUCAAAUAUAACUAAUCCACCGAAAUCGUAUUUGUUACCAUAAUGGGUCUAGUCUGGUUCGAGAAAUACUGAGAAUGCUGUUUAUGUUAAUUUUGUUGUAAUAUUUUAUUUAUUUUUUAAGUUUCAGUGAGAAUGACAAGAGUAAUUGUUAUUAUUUUUGAAAUAAAAUGCUACAAACUAC